Molecule: messenger RNA, 1660 nt
Organism: Anopheles stephensi (Asian malaria mosquito)
Lineage: Eukaryota; Metazoa; Arthropoda; Insecta; Diptera; Culicidae
Product: NF-kappa-B-repressing factor-like
Exons: 3
Coding region: 74-1207 (377 amino acids)
Molecular function (GO): nucleic acid binding
Source: RefSeq, a predicted model, not a curated record
CAAACGUAAACACACAAACAACUUGCACGUGCAUCGCUCGCUUCCUCUACUCGUGGUUGCAUUUCUACGCGCGAUGGUUGGAAUAAAAAAGAACAAACCUAAGCUACCGGCACCGAAAAUUAAACAGAAAAAAGCCCUUAACAAAUGGAAGGAAGAAAAGAGCAGUAAGUUGGGUGGUGCGAAGAAAACGGGGAAAGCUGGCAAAGCGAGCGAUGAAAAGGCGAUUAAAAAAUCGGACCGCAAGCCGAUCGUAUUCGUGUCGCCCAAAGCCGACACCGCAGCAAAUUCGGUGGAUGGUGCAGACGAAAUGGAAGUCACACUACCGAAACAGCCCGUCCUGGAACCGGUCCCGACCGACAUCCCCGAUCCACAGCUGGACAAGCGCAAAAUAAAACUGCUCGAGCCACUGAUCGGAUACAUCUACAACGGGGAUCAGCUGUCGCUGAAGCAAAGUUUCGAGCAGGCCGGACUGCUUCUCACGCCCGACUACGAUGAGCAGACGCGCGUGUUUCGCUUCCUCGUAAACACGAAGGAAAUGUGCCGAGCGGAGGGCGAAAAGAACGAAGCACACUCGAAAGCGCGCGAAAAGUUGGUACAGAUCGUUCGCUACUACUGUUACACCGUGAAGCGCGUAAAGGAGUAUCACACGCGCAGGAAAAUAUUCUACACCCGGCCAUCGAAAGCGCCGGCACAAGAGCCGCUCAGUCAGAAGAAGAUCUCGGAAGAGAACGUCGGGUUUCAGCUGAUGCAGAAGCAAGGCUGGAACCCGGGUAGCUCGCUCGGUGUGUCGACCGAAGGUAUCCUCGAACCGAUCGCGGUCCAGAAGCGCAAAGGGAAGCGCGGUCUCGGUACGGAGGACGCCGUACAGCCGGACAAAGCGACGCCGGCGGAAGAGAAGGUGAAGAUACCGCUGGAAGCGUUCUACCUGAUGCUGAAACAGUACGCCGGCGUUAAUGCGCUGUACGAUAUCGUGUUUAGCUCCCAGUUUUCCAAGCAUCAGGUGGCCAAGCUGAAAAACUUUGCCACGUCGUUACGAUUAUUUCCCCAAAUGAUUGGCAACAACAAGAAGAAGCUGGUCGUGAGCCGACCGCUAACGAUCAAGCAGAUCAAGGAGGGCGUCAUGAAGGGACACUCGGAUCUGUGCGCCAAGUAUGUCGUGAUACCGCCGGGGGCCGGUAUUCCGGAGAAGGAUAGGGUGCUAGCUUAGGGUAACGUUUGCCGUGCGCACAGGAGAGAUCGUGUUCCCCGUACAACAUUUGUAAAGCACACACACACACACACACAGUUACGACGACACGUUCUCAUAUCGGUAAUAUAUUUUCAAUAGUUUCAUAUCGUUUAAACAUACUGAUACAAUGCUUUGUCCUUUCUCGUUUUGGGGCGUCGUUUUGCACGCUGCGUUCCGGUGUGUUACACUCUAAUAAGCAUCUUGUUACUUGUGUUUGUGGUAUUUGGUUGUUGCCGUCCGUUCUCCUUCCGAACGACCUAUCUUCCCGGGGUGGCCCGUCACGCGGAGUGUCGGGCGACUAGCGGUCGUUCUCCGUAUUUCGUCAUUUCGAUUUCCAAUCGCACGGGACGAUACUGUCGCUUCCUACCAAAAUAUGUGUAUACCUUCUUAAGAUACUGCCGUAUUAAGAUGUGUGCUUUUGUGUGUGUGAGU